UUCUCCUCUGGCUUAUUCCAUUUUCAUCUGAAUUUGACUUGUGAAUUACUUUUUUUUUUUUUAAACCUGAUUAAUGGACUUUAACACACCUAUUCUGUUUUAGUUACCUGCUUAAAAUGUAGAUCUACCACUAAUUAGAAUAUGAGAAAGUUACUUGACCUCUGAUUCUCGGGUUUCUUAGUAAAAUUGAGAUACUGAUACAUACCUUGAAGAAUUGCUGCAGGAAUCAAUAAGAUAAUGUUUGUAAACACAACCAAUACAAUGCUUGCAUAAGCUAAUAAUGCAGUUAGAAUAAUUUUGUUCAUUUGUUGGUGGUGAAUCGUUCAUAACUGACCACUUGUGGGAAUUUACCACGAUUGGCAUUCUUUGCAGUCCGUGAAACUGCUCUUCUCCGUUAACGGUGACUCAGAAUAUUUUUUUUUCUAAGAGACAACUGUGGUAGAGUUUUUCUUCUUGUCAAUAAAAUGAAAGUUUAAAAUGUCUCCAGUCUUCAGUCUCCUGUGUUCAAGGAGUGAGCACUUGCAGGCCAGAUGACUCUGGUUUUUGAGUUGAGGUGAAUACAGAUGAAAUUUAUCAGUGUGAGGUCAUUAGGACCUGGAUGUCUUGAAGUUACUAUGAACCGAAGGACAUUUUUCCAUUACAAGCACAAAUUGGAGAACAGGGAUUCAGUGGGAUUAAAGAAAGUGGUACAACUUCUGGAGGAAGUGGCAAGGAGAUGUACAAAUAAGACAGAUUUGUUUGUGGAAGUUGAGGAUGGUAAGAAAAUUCCUAAGUGCCUUCAGUCUACUUAACAAGUAAUCAUCUAAUGAAACAAAACAGAGCUGACACUUGCUAUUCUCUAGGGAGUGUCUGUGACUAAGAAUAAUUGACCGCUUGUCUUAUAAGCAGCCUAGGUUUGUCAGGAUGGAAGGACUUGUGCAUGCAGAGCAGAACCAGAAAGCGUUCUUGUCUUAAAGAAUUUUCCAACACAGUGGAGAUGUAUCGGAUAGUAUAUUUGGCACACCUAAAUAUGUAAACCAGAGUGCUGUCCUCUUUAGAGUCUCAUGUAAUUGUGACAUCCAUAAAUUCCUUGCUUCACUUUCAUCCAAGGGAUGCUACUUUUGAAAUUAUCUGGCCACAGUGUCACAGCUUGCAAUGAACUUACGAGUGGUAAGUGGUAAGCUGCUCUUCAGUCUGUGUGUUACUCCUGUCCUUUUAGAUUCCGGAGUUUCCCACUCGGUUAACACUGGUGACAGACCACAUGGCAGCUCUUGCUUGCAUGUCUCCUAAGUCGCACCUGAGAGACUGGGAGACUGGCUGUUAGCAUCUGUGUUUUAAGGUAGUCGUAAUUGCAUUACUACUAAAAAUAGGUUUUUGAGAGCUCAUCCUCCCUCCCACUGUCACACACCGGUUGCCCGGAUUUGGAAAAUUAAUCUCUGAAAAAAGAUUUUUAAUGAAAAAAUGGCAGCCGUAACUAUUCAGAGUCAUUAAUUAACAUGCUUAGAAAGUUGCGAAGUGUUUGGAAGUAACCAAAACAAGGCUUAAUAAGAGGCUCACUAAGGUGAAAUUUGACUUCUGGAUGUUUAUAAUGGCAGGACUUUGAUGCUUUGAUCUAAGACCAGCAGAAUUCUUCUGUGGUCUCCAGUGGAUCUUCAUGUCACUUUCUUGUGUAGGAAUUUGUUUAAAUACGUUUUCUGAGGAUUCAGUUGAAGUAGAGUUCCUGGCAGCAGAGUAGGUAGUUUAAAAAGUGUUUUCAAACCUGCAAAAGUUGGAGAGAGAUGUUAUUCAUCCUCACUUUCUUUUUGUUCUAGGAUUAUUUUGGUUAGUGUGAGUUUUAUUUAGCUACAUUUGACCCAUUUGAAACUGAACAUCAAGGGCUAACUGCUAUUUUAAAACAGGAAAAAUAAAUCCAGGGGCACCUCACCUGUUUUUUUCUACAGGUCUAAUAUCUCAAAACGAAGUUAGUUCCUAAUGAAGUAGCUGGGGAAAAGAAAUCUUUGUUUGGAACCAGAUCACAGAGCUUUAUAACUCUGAGGUAUUUGUCUGAGACCAAAAUAGAUGGAGAAAACCCAUCUCUGUUUUUAUAUUCAUUGUAAUGACAUUAUACUUGUAUAGCAAAUUUUAACUUGUUUUUUUUCCUGGUCUGCCUUAACAGUGGAUAAGGAUGUAUCAUUUUCCUUAAUGAGCAGUAUAAUAGUCUUUGUGCUUUUGUUAGGCACUGUUUAGAGUUGAUGCUGCUUAUGGUUGUAUUUUACUUGUUCCAGAGCACUGUCUCUACCUGCGUUCAUAACUUUUUAACAGGUACUGUUCAUAGGAUUGUUUUUCCACCCGGAAAUGCGAGUGUAUGUCCUUCUUCUCCUUCAGUGCUAAGCCAGUAUGCGGAUUGUCUGCUGUUCUACUUUCUUGGGUAACAGGUGCUGACUUUGGAGUACUUUUUAAAGCACUAGGCAUGGUAAUUUCUACUUUUUGGGACCUCAAAACCAAGAAGCUACAGGGAAUCCUAUGUCAAUAAAGUGAAAUCUCUUCCAUUGUGCUUUUGCAUUUGGAGACUCCUGUAUUUCCCCGUACACAAGGAGUGUAGAACUAGUGUGGUCAUUAUGAACGUGACAAGUUUAUUUUCCUUCACAAGUCCAGCUGUGAAGAGACUUCUUGGGUGGAAACAGGGUGAUGAAGAAGAAAAAUGGGCAGAGAAAGCUGUUGAUGCUUUGGUGAAAAAACUGAAGAAAAAGAAAGGUGCCAUGGAGGAACUGGAAAAGGCCUUGAGCUGCCCAGGGCAGCCAAGUAACUGUGUCACCAUCCCCCGCUCUCUGGACGGCAGGCUGCAAGUUUCCCACCGGAAGGGACUGCCUCAUGUCAUUUACUGCCGAGUGUGGCGUUGGCCUGAUCUUCAGAGCCACCAUGAACUAAAACCACUGGAAUGCUGUGAGUUUCCUUUUGGUUCCAAGCAGAAGGAAGUGUGCAUCAAUCCCUACCACUAUAAGCGAGUAGAAAGUCCUGUUCUUCCUCCAGUGCUGGUUCCAAGACACAGUGAAUAUAAUCCUCAGCACAGCCUAUUAGCUCAGUUCCGUAACUUAGGACAAAAUGAGCCUCACAUGCCACUCAACGCAACUUUUCCGGAUUCUUUCCAGCAACCCAAUAGCCAUCCGUUCCCUCACUCCCCCAGCAGCAGCUACCCCAACUCUCCUGGAAGCAGCAGUGGCACCUACCCGCACUCCCCCACCAGCUCAGACCCAGGAAGCCCUUUCCAGAUGCCAGCUGAUACGCCCCCGCCUGCUUACCUGCCUCCUGAGGACCCCAUGACCCAGGAUGGCUCCCAGCCAAUGGACACAAAUAUGAUGGCACCUUCACUGCCCUCAGAAAUCAACAGAGGAGAUGUUCAGGCGGUCGCUUAUGAGGAACCAAAACACUGGUGCUCUAUUGUCUACUAUGAGCUCAAUAAUCGUGUGGGCGAAGCGUUCCAUGCCUCCUCCACAAGUGUGUUGGUGGAUGGUUUCACCGAUCCUUCCAACAAUAAGAACCGUUUCUGCCUUGGGCUGCUCUCCAACGUUAACCGGAAUUCCACUAUUGAAAACACCAGGCGGCAUAUUGGAAAAGGAGUGCAUCUUUACUAUGUGGGAGGGGAAGUGUAUGCUGAAUGCCUCAGCGACAGCAGCAUCUUUGUGCAAAGUCGGAACUGCAACUACCAUCAUGGAUUUCACCCCACUACUGUUUGCAAGAUCCCUAGUGGGUGUAGUUUGAAAAUUUUUAAUAACCAAGAAUUCGCUCAGUUAUUGGCACAGUCUGUGAACCAUGGCUUCGAGACAGUCUAUGAGCUCACUAAAAUGUGUACUAUCCGCAUGAGCUUUGUAAAAGGUUGGGGAGCAGAAUAUCACCGCCAGGAUGUUACUAGCACCCCCUGCUGGAUUGAGAUCCACCUGCAUGGCCCCCUCCAGUGGCUGGAUAAAGUUCUUACUCAGAUGGGUUCACCUCACAAUCCUAUUUCAUCUGUGUCUUAAACAGCCUCAGGCUUCUGCCUCUUGAAAACUAUUGAGCCUUGCAUGUACUUGAAGGAUGGAUGAGUCAGACACGAUCAAGAACUGACAAAGGAGCCUUGAUAAUACUUGACCUCUGUGACCAACUGUUGGAUUCAGAAAUUAAAAAAAUAAAAAAAAACAAAAGCCUUGGUAACAUACUGUCGAUAUCGAGAACCUGUUUAGUUUACAUUGUAACAUUCUAUUGUAAAAUCAACUAAAAUGCAUACUUUUAGCAGGACUUCCUGUAUAGUUAAAGGAGAGAUGGCCAAGCCAGGGACAAAUUAUCUAUUUGGUCCUAAGAGAAAUGGUCCUAAGAGAUUCUUUUGUGUUUGGCACUUUAAGGUCAUCGUUUGGCAGAAGUUUAGCAUUAAUAGUCUUUCUGAAGUGUGUUUUUAUCAGGUUUAGAACCCAUGUUGAGUCUUAUUUUCAUGGGUUUUCAUAAUAUUUUAAAACUAUUUGUUUAGUAAUGGGUUUUGUUUGUUUUUUAAGUAAAGUUUAACCUGAUGAUAUACAUAGUAAUCUUUCUAAAAUUGUACGCUGACCAUACUGCUGUCAGAAUAAUGUUAGGUAUAUGCUCUUUGCUAAAUAUAUAUGUACAGAAUAUUUGGAAGUUAAGAAUGGAUUAGACUAGUGGACUUAGUAUUUGAGGGGGUGGGGGAGAGGGAAAUGACAACUGCAAAUGUAGAAUAUACUGUAAAAAGUCAGUUUGUGACUUUCAAGAAACAAACUGAUGCCUGAAUUUUGCUGUGUUUCAAUUUUUUAGACAUUUUAUCCUUUUCUUUUUUUUCUUUUUUUUUUUU
Panthera uncia (snow leopard) is the source of this 4792-nucleotide messenger RNA. It is a transcript of the gene SMAD1, whose product is annotated as SMAD family member 1. Bases 2577 to 3974 code for a protein of 465 amino acids. Gene Ontology annotation, molecular function: I-SMAD binding; RNA polymerase II cis-regulatory region sequence-specific DNA binding; DNA-binding transcription factor activity, RNA polymerase II-specific. Gene Ontology annotation, cellular component: heteromeric SMAD protein complex. The record is from RefSeq and is a predicted model, not a curated record. Gene Ontology annotation, biological process: anatomical structure morphogenesis; BMP signaling pathway; regulation of transcription by RNA polymerase II. The transcript has 7 exons. NCBI's taxonomy places the organism in Eukaryota, Metazoa, Chordata, Mammalia, Carnivora, Felidae.